This is a messenger RNA of Drosophila serrata, 1833 nucleotides long. RefSeq names its product Ionotropic receptor 94e (gene Ir94e). NCBI's taxonomy places the organism in Eukaryota, Metazoa, Arthropoda, Insecta, Diptera, Drosophilidae. The record is from RefSeq and is a predicted model, not a curated record.
AUGGAUUGCCCACAGUGGAUCCUAUUCGGGCUUUUGCUGAUUAGACUUGGCAGUGCCUCGACGCUCAUUGAAUUGCUGGACAGGAUUAGGCAGGAGUCGGAUUUCGAAUACGUGCUGCUCAUGAGGAACAGGAAUAUGAGUGUAUUGGAUCAGGAGUGGAAUAGCAGGACUUUGCCGCAGGACAUGAUGGAUGAGGUGCAGGUUCCUAUCCUCCAGCUGGACGAUAGUGUUAGCUACUUUUUUCAUAAUUUCACAAACAAUCGACUUAUUUCGGUGGUGUUUAUGCGGAAUGCAAAUCUAAAUGAGCAGAAAAGUCUUCUUCAGGCUCUUGUGGCUAACCUUCGGCAUAUGACCACAUCUCGAGUGAUUUUUAUUAUACAAACGGAAGCUAGAAGUGGAGUGCUUUAUGAAUUGUUUAAAGACUGCUGGCGAAUGAAACUUCUAAACGUUAUUGUUUUGUUUGCAGAUCAUGAGACAACCAAAACUUUCUACAGCUACUCACAUUUUCCAAUUCUGCAAAUCGAGGAGCGUAUUUACAAUGCUGAAUUGCAAUCUUCACCCAUAUUUCCCGAUCGCCUGAAAAAUUUCCAUGGCUAUGAGAUGCCAGUGAUUAUUGGAGGCACUGCACCCAGAAUGAUAGCCUAUUAUAAUAGGAUGGGUCGAGUGGUUUACAAGGGCACAGUGGGUCACUUCAUGAUGGCCUUCCAGCAGAAAUUCAACUGUAAACUUGUGCAGCCACUGAAAUUCGCGAAUCCCUUGGAAUUUGCUCCCUCGAUGCAAACGGUGGCAGCGGUGCGUAACGAUUCCGUAGAGAUGUCCAUGUCACUGACUUUUCCGCCAUUUCCUCCGUUUGGGUUUAGUUACCCGUACGAGCAGUUGAAUUGGUGCAUCAUGAUGCCAGUGGAGGCAGAUGUGCCACCCUUGGAGUACUACACCAGGGUCUUUGAACUAAACGCAUUUCUGUUGACAUUGGGCGCCUUGGUGAUCAUUUCCGGCCUGCUGGCCAGCUCCUUGUGGCUUCAUGGCUAUCCAACGGCCAUUAGUGAUUUCCUGCUUCACGACAGCUGUCUGAGGGGAGUGCUUGGGCAAUCCUUUGUGGAGGUUUUCCGAGCGCCCAUACUUGUGAGGGGCAUUUAUUUGGAAAUCUGCGUGCUGGGAAUUCUAAUCACUGCCUGGUACAACUCGUAUUUCUCCAGCUACGUAACCACGGCGCCAAAGCAGCCUGCUUUUAGGAACUACGAUGACGUCUUGGCCUCCACACUGAAGGUGGUGGCUUGGAAACCGGAGUAUGCAGAACUUUUUGGUCGCCUUCUAGAGUUUCGCAAGUACGAACCCAUGUUUCUGGUGGAGCCGGACUUUAGCAAAUAUCUUGCUCGUCGAGACACAUUGGACACACGUUACGGGUAUAUGAUUGCCAGUGGCCGGUGGGUGGUGAUCAACGAGCAGCAGAAGGUAUUUUCCCGUCCGCUUUUCCGGAUGCGUGAAGAUUUCUGCUUCUUCAACAAUGUUCCCUUUGGAUUUCCGCUGCAUGAGAACUCGGUGUUUAUGGAACCGAUACUCCAGCUGAUUAUGGAGCUGGCCGAAACGGGAUUGACUUACUACUGGCUGAAGAAGGUUUUUUCGGAGCUGAUUGAGGCGGGAGAGAUGCACUUUGUGGACCUGAGUCCGAGGAGGGAGUUCCGUGCCAUGCAACUGCAGGAUCUGGAGUAUAUUUGGUAUGGUUUCGCCUUCAUGGCCGUGUUGUCCUCGCUAGUUUGGAUAAUGGAGGUGAUAUUCUAUAGGGUGAAGUCUUCUAAGGGUGUUUUUCCAAUACGUUUAGUAUACCACAAAUAA